This is a messenger RNA of Hevea brasiliensis (rubber tree), 810 nucleotides long. RefSeq lists its product as uncharacterized. The transcript has a single exon. Lineage: Eukaryota; Viridiplantae; Streptophyta; Magnoliopsida; Malpighiales; Euphorbiaceae. The coding region runs from base 1 to 552 and encodes 183 amino acids. The record is from RefSeq and is a predicted model, not a curated record.
AUGGACGAGGUUGGUGUCUUAACAGAGAGUUUUGGAUUAAAACAGCAAGGCAAAUUGGCUCGGAUGGCCGCUUGGAAACCACCCAAUAACACCACCAGUGCCCGAGCCCGAAAUUUCGCUUCAAAUUCAAUCUUAGACCAAAACUCGUCUUCAUAUUCUUCGAGAUCUUCCCAAAAUUCCAAUUCAGUUAAUGGGUAUUUUUUUUAUGAUCAUGAAACUCUUUAUAGCAGUCAAAAAUCCCUGAAGUUUGGUGGUUUAGAUGAUGGUUUUGACAUUUUGGUGUCUUCCAAAAUAACUCAAGGCAAACGACUAAGAAUGGCCCUGGGUCUUCUUUUGAUUACGAUUCCAUAUUCUCUAAUUCUAAUUACUCGAGUGCUAAAUUGUCAUCUGAUGGCGAUAUAUUGGGUGGGUUCAACAGCUCGAAUUCCAUUUAUAACGAUGAUAUUUUUGGGUCCUUUGCCUCUAAGCCGAAGCAAACUGCACCGAUUGAUGACUUGCUUGGGACCUUUGGCGGAAAAACGAAGAAAGCCGGAAUGGAUCUGCAGGUUUUGAUGCUUUGAUACCUGGGUUUGGUUCAAGCAACUUAUCAAAGGAGGGGCAUGUGACUGUGUGUUCUAUGAAAGUUUUAUUUCACUGAUUAGUUAAUUGAUUGUUUUGUUUUAUUUGUUAAAUGCCAAUGCUUUAGUUUAUUAAUAUUUUUAUUUAUUUCCGGGAGAAGGAUUAGCUUUUGGAUUAUCAGGGAACUUAAUUACUUUAAGAGAAGGGUUCUGAUUAAAUUUAAUGACGUACGAGAAUUGUGAUGGGAGUUCA